Trichomycterus rosablanca is the source of this 385-nucleotide messenger RNA. Its product is annotated as cytochrome c oxidase subunit 8B, mitochondrial. The transcript has 2 exons. The record is from RefSeq and is a predicted model, not a curated record. NCBI's taxonomy places the organism in Eukaryota, Metazoa, Chordata, Actinopteri, Siluriformes, Trichomycteridae. Gene Ontology annotation, biological process: mitochondrial electron transport, cytochrome c to oxygen. Gene Ontology annotation, cellular component: mitochondrion. The coding region runs from base 99 to 305 and encodes 68 amino acids.
AGGUGCAGCGCGGUCAGUCACACGAUCAGAGUCCAACCGAGAAGAUCAGAACUUGUGCAGGAACUCCUGGUUCUCCUGGGUUCCAUCAGCUCUUCAUCAUGCUGCCACUCAGCCCAACUUCAGCUUUACUCAGGUCUGCUGUCAGACACCAGCUCACUGCCAGGGCCAACAUAUCUGCCAAACCUGCCAAGCAUGUGAUCUCCACAGGGGAGCAGGCGAUCGCGAUGCUGACCAUGUUCGUGACCAUCCUGGCUCCCUCAGGAUAUGUCCUCGCUCACCUGGAGGACUACAAGAAACGACCCUGAGCUCUGAGACCGGCCUCGUCUGCUCUCCUGCAUUCCGCUGUACACCCAUGUCUGAUUAAUAAAUAAUCCUGAAUACUAAA